This is a messenger RNA of Aquila chrysaetos chrysaetos, 855 nucleotides long. RefSeq names its product eukaryotic translation initiation factor 1A domain containing (gene EIF1AD). Gene Ontology annotation, biological process: translational initiation. Gene Ontology annotation, cellular component: nucleus. NCBI's taxonomy places the organism in Eukaryota, Metazoa, Chordata, Aves, Accipitriformes, Accipitridae. The transcript has 6 exons. Gene Ontology annotation, molecular function: translation initiation factor activity; RNA binding. Bases 125 to 511 code for a protein of 128 amino acids. The record is from RefSeq and is a predicted model, not a curated record.
CUCUCCGCCGGCCCCGCCCUUUCCGCAACCCACCCCUUCCUUAGAGACGCACGGACGCUCCCGCCGGUCCCCGGAAGUGACGCCGGGCGCACCCGGAAGUACCGGAGCGAGCCCCGCCCCCGGGAUGUCGCGCGCCACCAAGCGGAAGCACGUGGUGCGGGAGCUGCUGGAGGAGCGCGUGCUGCCGGCCCCGCGGCAGCGCAUCGUGCGGGUGCUGGGGACACCGGGGAACAACCUGCACGAGGUGGAGACGGCCGAGGGGACGCGCUUCCUGGCCAGCAUGCCCCCCCGCUUCCGCCGCCACAUCUGGAUCAAGAGAGGUGACUUCUUGCUGGUGGACCCCAUCGAGGAGGGGACGAAGGUGAAGGCUGAGAUGUCCCUCGUCCUCCUCCCCCCCCCACGUCCGCUUCCUGCAGCGCCAGGGGCUCUGGCCAGAGGCCUUCACACCCCUGGAGAAGUCGAGCCCCCGGGAGGGCCACCCCCCUGCCGGGGACGAGGACCUCUUCGUUAACACCAACCGGGUGGGGGCCGGUGGGGACACGGGGGACAGCGAGGACACGGGUGACGAGGACGACACGGGUGACGACGAGGACGACACGGGUGACGAGGAUGACACGGGUGACGAGGACGCCGCCGCGGGUGACAACGAGGACAGAGGUGACAACAACAAUGACACGGGUGACAAGGAGGAGGACACGGGUGACAAGGACACGCACCCCAGGGACAGCGGGGACAAGGACCGGGGGGCCGGUGGCAGUCGGGACAGGCGGUACCCCCCCCCAGUGAGGGGACGGGGACGCGCGGUGACGCGGCCGGGGGCUGCUCCCCCAAUAAAGGACUGGUGGUGGCACUGGG